This is a messenger RNA of Crotalus tigris (Tiger rattlesnake), 3903 nucleotides long. RefSeq names its product beta-secretase 2 (gene BACE2). Gene Ontology annotation, cellular component: trans-Golgi network; membrane; endosome. The record is from RefSeq and is a predicted model, not a curated record. The coding region runs from base 314 to 1885 and encodes 523 amino acids. Gene Ontology annotation, biological process: membrane protein ectodomain proteolysis; amyloid-beta metabolic process. The transcript has 9 exons. Gene Ontology annotation, molecular function: aspartic-type endopeptidase activity. NCBI's taxonomy places the organism in Eukaryota, Metazoa, Chordata, Lepidosauria, Squamata, Viperidae.
UUGCCGAGCUGACCGCCCAGCGGGGGCCUUUUCUUCGGAACAAUUUGCAAGCCCGUCACAUCCGCUGGGAAGUUACUUGGCCCGCGUCCGGCAGACAAGAAGGCGGCGCGCCCCGCAGUGGUAACCCAAGUCCCGAGACGCUUUGAGCUCCGGCAAGAAACUUCCUUUCUCGGGGCGGUCAAGGGACGGACAUGCGGGAAGGAGCACCAUGAAGCCGGUCCUUGCCUCCCACCGCCGCGGCCGCUUUGAGGAGCAGCGCAGGGGCAGGCAGCGGCUCCCUCCUCUCUAACCGCCUCAGGUUGCGGCGGCCGGGAUGUCGCGGGCGGCUGCCUGGGUCACGCUGCUGCUGCUGCUGCUGCUGCUAGCAGUGGCGGAGCGCGGCCGGGCUCGCUUCACCUUCCGCCUCCAAGUGUCUUCCCCGGGGACUCCCGAGGGCAGCCUGGUUCCCACGCCCGUGUUGCUAAAGUCGCGGAGCAGCGGCGGAACCGGCAGCCCGCCGGCGCUCCCAGAAGCCUCGGGCUUGGCCUUAGCGUCGGAUCCCGGCGGCUCCCUCAACUUUCUGGCCAUGGUGGACAAUCUACAGGGAGACUCGGGACGCGGCUACUAUCUGGAGCUGCUCCUCGGCACCCCGCCGCAGAAGCUAAAUAUUCUAGUUGACACGGGAAGCAGCAAUUUUGCAGUUUCAGGUGUACCAAAUACAGAUCUGACCUCAUACUUCGACACAAAAAAGUCCACCACAUAUAAAUCACUCAACUUUGAGGUGGCUGUUAAAUAUACUCAGGGAAGUUGGAUUGGAAUUCUUGGAACAGAUGUUGUUAGAAUGCCUAAAGGAAUAAAUGGUACUUAUAUCAUCAACAUUGCUACCAUUUUUCAAUCUGAAAAUUUCUUUUUAAAAGGCGUUCAGUGGCAAGGGAUCCUUGGUUUGGCAUACAGUACAUUGGCUAAGCCUUCAAGUUCUGUGGAGACCUUUUUUGAUUCUAUUGUGAAUCAAGCCAAGAUCCCUGAUGUUUUUUCCCUGCAGAUGUGUGGAGCUAGUUUGCCUGUUUCUGGAACUGGUACUAAUGGAGGUAGUCUUGUAUUGGGUGGGAUUGAACCAAGCUUAUACAAAGGAAAAAUUUGGUAUACACCUAUUAAGAAAGAAUGGUAUUAUCAAGUUGAAAUACUGAAAUUUGAAGUUGGGGGCCAGAACCUUAACUUGGACUGCAAAGAGUACAAUUCAGACAAAGCAAUUGUGGACAGUGGAACAACUCUCUUGAGGCUGCCAGAAAAGGUCUUUAAUGCUGUUGUGGGAGCCAUUACACAGACUUCUUUGAUACAAGAAUUCACAUCUGGGUUUUGGAGUGGCACACAGCUUGCCUGCUGGGAUAAAAGUGAAAAUCCUUGGACCCUCUUUCCUAAGAUCUCGAUCUAUCUAAGAGAUGUCAAUUCCAGCCAGUCCUUUCGAAUCACUAUCCUUCCACAGCUUUACAUUCAGCCAAUUCUAGGGAUUGGGCAAAAUCUAGCCUGCUAUCGGUUUGGUAUUUCCUCUUCCUCCAGUGCCUUGGUUAUUGGGGCUACAGUGAUGGAAGGAUUCAAUGUCAUCUUUGAUAGAGCCCAAAAGAGAGUGGGAUUUGCAUUAAGUACUUGUGCUGAAUUGCAUGGUUCUCCAGUAUCUGAGAUUGAAGGCCCUUUCACUACCACAGAUGUAGCAGCCACUUGCAUAUCAACUAUAUCUCUCCACGAACCAAUCUUGUGGAUUGUGUCUUACACACUUAUGAGUUUCUGUGGACUUGUACUUCUCAUACUCAUCAUCUUGCUCCUUAUUCCACCGCGUUGUCGUCAUCAUUAUGCUGACGGCGACACCAUAAACGAUGAAUCAUCCUUAGUAAGGCAUAGAUGGAAAUGAAGAAUUUGAUCAACUCGUGAAGAAUCCUUAUGUAUUCUGAUAGGGAUUGAAGAAUGACUAUCCAUUUUCCUCACCCUGAGUUUCUUCAGAUGGGUUAGGACUACAGCCUGUGCUUCUAAAUCAGCAUGGUUAUAUGAGCUGAGAAUUUCAGGAGGUGUAGUUGAACAGACUUGCAGGCACAAAGUUAGGGUAUUUUAGCCAAAGGUGAAAAUCCAGGCUUCACUCUGUAGGAAUACUAUGGCCAAUCACCAAAUCAUCUCCAAUUCUCCUUUAACAAAAAUUUAAUACUUUAACAGUGAAUUAUUUUUAGCUAUGUUAAUAUAUAGCCAUUUCAAAUGCUACUCUAUUAUUUGCUUGAUAUACAAUUGCACCAAUUAGCAUACUUUUUUUAAAAAAAACCCUAAAACUUUAGUUUAUAGUUCCAAAAAGGUUGUCAUCUCCACAAAACAAAAACCUACAAAAUAUUAUUUUGAUAAGCCAUUCAUCAAACUUGCCGUAAAGAACAGAAAUAUUUUUUGGUCUUUGUUUCAUUAUUUUUUUCAUUAAAAAUAUCUGUUCCUUGAUGACUCAUGACAUCAUCAAUAGCUGGCAGAAAGAGAGACUGAUAAUUAAAAGGAGGAAAAUAAGGCAGAUUUUUUAAAAAGAUGAGGGCUUUCCCCCCUCUUUGGAAAAUUAUCUGUUUCUUUUAAUGAUUUAAGUUCAGUUCAUUGGUAUGAUAUAGGUAGACCUGCUUGAUGUAGCUGCAGGUCACUUUCAAUCCACAUUCAGCACAACUGGAACAUCCCUUUAAAGCUUCUCUCCCUCUCCUUCCCACACACACAUUCCCUGUUCAUGACAUUUUAACAUUUACAACUUUUAUCACCCACUUAAGUGUCCUGGUUUUCUGAAUUCAUGCAUAAAUGAUCUUUGAAAGGGUUCUUUGAGCCUUUGUGCACAUAUCCUGCAGAAGUAGCAUAGAUAUAAAGCAAAGUCUCUCCCUCUCUCCAUCCCUCCCUCCCUCCAUUUAUCAAGACUCUAAUGACUAGAAAUUUGUAACAAAUACAGUUGAAGGGGAAUUUCUUCAGUUAAAUGAUUCACUCAACUGUGACCUGGCUGAGAAAGGUGAAGGCCCAUAAGUGGUCAGAUAUUUAAUUACUUUACUUAACAAUAACAAUUUUUAUUGAUCACAAUUUUAGCACGUACCAAACACAAUGCUAACAGGAACUUAUUCACGUAUUCACAUAUUUUUGUCUAUGCUAAUUCUCCUUUAUCUUUGCUUAUGCACUUGUGCCAAAGGCCUUCACGAUAUAUGAACAUGCAUUUUAAACAAUACUCAUAAAUAUGAUUCUUAACUAAAAAAAACCCUGUAAUACUAAAAAAACUUACUGUGGUUAGUGUUAUUGUUACAUAUUUUGUAAUUUUUUUAAAUUAUAUUAAAUUGCAGAGUCUGAUCACAGGUAAAGAGUAAGCCAUUAUCUCCAUGAGGUACACAAAAUCUUUACAUAGUAGUGAUGCUGAUGUUGAAAGAAAAAUUAAUGCACUGGCAAAUGUGUUACUCUCAGAUUACUUUUGAACUUUUGCAUUCCUUUUAUUGGUGCCAUAUUCACUCUGUUUUGGAAUACCACUUUUGAGUUUGAAUGGCAUAAAUGCAGAUACUUGAAAAAAUAAGCAAUAAAUGAAAAAAUAAGCAAUAAUGGUUUUGUUGAGAAAGAGGGACCUCUGUGAGUUUUUAAAAAGCUGAAAUACGGUUUCAAUUGCUGAAAUAGAGCUAACAAAGUUUGUACUUUCUGACAUAUGCUUGCAUUGUUGUUCCAACACACCCAUUUAAACUGAGAAGGAUGGCAGCUUGGUGAGUGUCACAAGAGAUGCUCGGCAAUAGUGGGCCAAAGACCAUUUUUAACCUCAAAACACAUUGUGCAAGUAUAGCAUGGAAGCUGAAAGGUCAUGAGAUCUCAUACAUUUCAACUGACAUUUUCUCUAUCAUAAAGGUUAUUUAUACCUGUAAUUAAAUUGAAAUAAACUUUUAUGUAAAAAUUUUC